AUGUUGAUCAGUGUCCGGUACUGUUCCAACUUUGUUUGGCGGCGGCUAACUGUGAACAGCAGCAACCCUCGGGCCAUGAGCCUGCCGUUCUUGAUGCUCAGGUUCCAGCAAGUGCUCCAAAUGACGGGAGCGGAGCUGAAUCCAGAAGCAGAGAUCUUCAGGUUUUGCCUGCCCCAGGUGGGUGCAGCAAGCGGCGCACCGAACAAGGCCGACCCGCCAAGCAAGCGUCCGCGACAGGACACCCAGAACAGGCGCGGCCAAAGGCGACCCUUCGCGCCUUCUUUGCCGUCCGCCCCUGCCGGGCAGUCGGACUCGAUCCAGACGAUGGCCCGGAUGCUCAUGCGACAGGAGGAGAUCAUCGCCGAGCUCCGCAUGGACAAGACGCUGAUGCUUUACUUCCGGGAGGACGACGUCAGCGUGCUGCCGGGACUCUACCAGGUGGCGAAGGAAUGGGGGAAACAGCAGGAGGAGGGCACAAGUCAGACUACGUCGCCCAUCCGCACCUUGCUGCUAGCAUGUCUCAUUCAGCAGCUCCGGGACAGAGUCCACUACAUGACGGCGGGCCCCGAGGGGAUCACAAAGCUGCAGGCCAAGAAAUUGGUACAGCACCCGGAGGCGGGCGUGAUGAGCAACCAGGACCUUCUCGCCAAGCUCGACUUCCUGUUGGCCAACCUGAAGGGCGAGGUGAUCCACAAGUUUCAUUCGACAAAGAGGCUGCAAGCCUUAGAGGACGAACAGGCUACAACAGCUGCUUUCUUUCUCUCGGUGAGCCUCAGAGGGACGGUGGCGACUCAAGUGCACGAAACCUUUGUGCAGCUGAUCGGCGUCUCGGCCCUACAGCUCGUGGGGCUGUCUAUGAAGCGGGCCACCCUCCGGAGGCCGCAGUUGGCUCAACAAGUGGCACGCAUUGCUUACGGGCGCUAG
Molecule: messenger RNA, 924 nt
Organism: Symbiodinium necroappetens
Lineage: Eukaryota; Dinophyceae; Suessiales; Symbiodiniaceae
Source: the annotation of a GenBank genome assembly